UAUAUAAUCUGUGGCUAUAUAAUCUGUGCUUUAGUGUGCGCUUAAAAAUUCUUUAAUUUUUCUCAACAUACGCUAAAAUUUACAUCAAAUAAUGGUUUACAACAGGCAGUGUAAGUUAAUUAUAUCGCAUAGAAACCAUGUAAAUAUUAGUCGCUGUGUCAAGUGUACGUAGUUAACGAGUGUUUGAUCCCUUUCGUCUAACGCUAAAAAAGAUUUAGACAAAUAAAAGAUAGGUAAUAAUUUAAUCUGUUUACUAAAAAAAUUAGUGUUUGCUCUAAGAUAUAUAUUGUUUUACCAGAUAAUACCCGGAAUUCUACCGGCCGGUACAAUACAACGGGACAGUUUGUGGCAGCAGGAGCGCAUAUUGCCGAGCCGCACGAGCGCUGGUACUGGAUAUGCAAAGUCAACAGUUACUCUCUGACUGGCACUAGGGCCUUGAACAUCUGUCUGCCUGCAUUGAGCGAGACGAGAGAAUGAAAUAUGCUCCAAGGUCUCCCCCAAUGUUUGGUGUCUACCAGAGGCAUUAUUGUUUUAUAAUUAAUAUUUGUAAUGACUUAAAUUAACGGCCUAUGGUGAAAGAUUUCAGUGAUGUAGCUUGCAGCCUCUCGGAGAGUAUCUCUGUGGGUUGAGAAUACAUUAUGAUCACAAGACAAAAAGUUUCGUGCUCAUAUAGGGUUCUCUAGACUUAAGUAGACAGUAAGCUGCACCGGAUUCCUAGCAUGUGCACAUCCUCUGAAAUUGUAACUUCAAAAUUCACUUCAAACUCAUGGUGAUUGAAAACAAUAAAUAAUUUAGUUAAAACCAAUAUGCUUGCAAAAUAAUAUGACAUGAUUUUAUGUCAUAUAUGGUGUAAUAGUGUGGUAGGGAACAACUAAAUUAGUUCAAUUUCAUUGGAUUUGAACAUGACAGGAAUAUGGUUGGAGAUGGGUAAUGUGGAACCACCCUCGCUGUAUGGUUGAAUUAUGAAUGUGGUUCUUAUCCAUCCUUAUUCAUCCCGUUUUCCUUGUCUAUUCCUCCUGUUAUGAAUGUUGAGUGUUUGAGUGAGAGGUGUGACACGUGACCCACAUGGCUGAACCAUGCCAGCUGGUAGUGGGCAGAGACUCCUGGAGAUGGUGUUAUGCUGAUAACAUAGAGGAGUUGUCAUUGUAAGUAAAAAUAUUGUACUCUUAUGUACUCUACUUUUAAACAAAUUAAGAGGUGAAGGUAUUCUGAAUGUUGUAUUUGUUUUUAUUAAAAUAAUAAAACUUGUGCAGUCUUUUGAUGGAUAACAUAACUUUUACUUUAAUUCAACAACAAUCUAUUAUUAGUCAUAUAUUAUUACUGAUAAUAAUAAACUUUAAUUAAAACUUUGCAAUAUUACAUGAAUGAAAGCAUUUUACAAGUCUAACCUCUUCAUUUAUGUGUUUUCAUAAUAAUGUUAGUAAAAUGAAUAAAUAUAUGUACAGAUGAACAUAUAUUUUAAAAGUUAAGUUAUAUUAGUAGUUAUCAGUGAUGUAAUGCACAGGGUAUGUGUAAAAUUAUCCAGAUACCACCUAUACUUUAAAUUGUUAAUUUAAGGAUAAUAACCUAUAACAGAUGAGCAAAGUGGAAUGCCUAGUCUAAAGACAAAUUAAUAGUUUUGUAAUUGAUAUCAUAUUACAAACAUUUGUACAACACAAAUAAAAAUUAUGGCAGAUAUUAAUUUUUUUUUGUGAUGCUGGUGUUGGAUCUUAAUGAUAUGUUUUGAGCUUAUAAAAAUUUCAUUCUCCACUGCUUGUACUAUGACUAGCAGCAACAGCAGCAACAGCAGCAGCAACAACAGCAGCAGCAACAGUUCCAGCCGCCGCUGCCGCCCAUGCCGCCGCAACCUCUGCAGACUCAGUACCAACGAAAUGUACAAACGGUCAACAUCCAACCUCCUAUGCCCCAACAACAACAACAACAACAAUAUCCAAACAACAAACUGCAGAAAAGAUACACUAUUUACAUUAUCAAUUUUUUAUCAAGAAGACUGGAAAGUGAGAAGAAUUCUGCAACAUUAUGGCUUUUAAACAAAUCUUUACUUUUUAAUUUGGAGAUUCCACUAACUCGCACCACGAUUCACCUCUACAUUCAUCGUGCAAACUGCAAAGCUUUGGAAUUCGCUACCGGACUCGCUGUUUCUGGACAAAUACAAUCUGGGACUCUUCAAGUCAAGAGUGAAUCGGUUCCUUCUAGGCAAGCACGCUCAAUCUAUGACCACUGCAUUGCUUACCAUCAGGAGUCGGAUGUUGAAAUGAAAGCAGAACCUGAUGCGGAAUCGGCCGGCGGCGAUGACUCCGACCCCACCCGUCCCUCCUGGAUGAAGAUCAAGUCACCUGGAAUUACAUGCUGA
Diatraea saccharalis (sugarcane borer) is the source of this 2353-nucleotide messenger RNA. The record is from the annotation of a GenBank genome assembly. NCBI's taxonomy places the organism in Eukaryota, Metazoa, Arthropoda, Insecta, Lepidoptera, Crambidae.